GCCUUGGAAAGAGCACUAGGAAGAAGCCUCUAUGUUUUCCCAAGAGCUCAGCAUGAAUAGAAUUGUCGUGUACGACAAGCCCAAUUUUGAGGGCCUCAGCAAAGAAUUCACCUGUGAUGUCCCUGACCUGCAUGAAUUAGAUUUUGGGGAUUGUAUCUCCUCCUUGAAGGUGAGAGGGCAGCCCUGGGUGGCCUACAAGCUCUCUAAGUUUGAAGAGGACGGCGUUGUUUUUGAGGAAGGGGAUUAUACUGAGAUUGACAACAACAACAGGAUUUCAUCCUUCCGGCUAGUUCACCAAGAUCUCUCUGACCCCCAAAUUACACUGUAUGAACAUCCUAACUAUGAAGGUCAAAGCAAGGUGGUGAAGGAGGAGACCAACCUCACUUACGGUUACUUUAACGACCGUGUCUCCUCCCACGUGGUGCAGAGGGGCGUCUGGCUGCUCUACAAAAAUCCAAACCGUGGUGGAUGGUAUCACAUUGCCUGGCCAGGGGAACGCAUUCAUGACUAUAAAACCGAGAUCAACUUUGAUGAUAGCGUAUCUCAUUUGCAGCCCCUGAAACCGGGCCGCCCAAUCAUUAACGCCAAGCUGCUGUGGGAUCAAAAGAAAGUGGAAGCUGAGCAGGAUGUUCUGAUUGAUGAGAUUGUGGGAACCAACUGCACCGAAUACGAACAAGCGUUCACCACCAACUCCACUCGAGAAUAUACUGCCACGGUAUUCCAGAGCUUCCAUUUCAGCAACACCACUUGCCUAAGAGUCGGCUUUGCUUUCCAGGUGACCUUGGAUUGUUCCAAUAUAUUUAUAGUGGAGAAAGGGAAAAGUGAGUCCACCACCACUGCUGAGAAGGUAGAGGUCCUCCUGCCUGCCAAAAUCCCUCCAUGCACUGAACUUUCCAUACAGGUGAUCAAGAAGGAGACCACCACCUCAGUGCCGGUAGAGCUCACCAUCAGUCAGAAUGGCAAAGAAAAAAAGGAGAAUGCUGAAUACCGCUGUGUUUCAGGCCGUACCAUUAGCACCAGGUAUACCAUGAAGCCUGUCCCAGCAGCACCAGGCACUUCCCAAACUAAGCCAAAAGACGCAUGACAGGGAAGGAAUACGACUAUGUUAAUUCUCAGACGUGGAUAGAUCUAAGAGAACAUUUUCAAGCACAGCCUAGGCCAGGGAUGAGCAAAAGAGCUUAAGUUGUUUCUGAUUAAACUCUUUUCAGAUUGAUGGUCUUGUGGUUGCAUGUACUUCCAUACUGAGAAGGAAGAGAAAAACAACAGUCUGCUUUCUCCUAGAUGUGGUGAUGGUUUCUCUCUUUAAAUAAUUAGGUUACAGGGAUAUAAUUAGGUUUAGAACUAAUAGUUUAAUGCGGAUGACAAUUUAUAUAGAAAAAACAUGAACCCUCUCUCGAAGAUAUAUGAACUACCUGGAAAAUCGAGAAUGGAUGUAAUAAUUUUUCCUCAGUUUGAACAGUUCCUGCUAUUCUUAGUAUUGAACAUCAUAAAACAGCAGAAUUAAAAGCUCUACAAAGUUAUCUGUAUUUAUCAGUAAGGGGAGGAAGCAGUGGUUUGUUUUAUUUAUCUGAUGAAAUUGAAUUUUAAAGGAAUAAACAGUU
Messenger RNA from Protobothrops mucrosquamatus (brown spotted pit viper), 1601 nucleotides. RefSeq names its product epidermal differentiation-specific protein-like. Gene Ontology annotation, biological process: visual perception; lens development in camera-type eye. Bases 32 to 1084 code for a protein of 350 amino acids. NCBI's taxonomy places the organism in Eukaryota, Metazoa, Chordata, Lepidosauria, Squamata, Viperidae. The record is from RefSeq and is a predicted model, not a curated record. The transcript has a single exon. Gene Ontology annotation, molecular function: structural constituent of eye lens.